Molecule: messenger RNA, 204 nt
Organism: Cetraspora pellucida
Lineage: Eukaryota; Fungi; Glomeromycota; Glomeromycetes; Diversisporales; Gigasporaceae
Source: the annotation of a GenBank genome assembly
AUGAAUACCAAGCGAGACAUUCAACUCAUUAUUGAGGCAUGGAAUCACUUUGAAAUUUCUACAAGUAAUCGUCUUGCAGAACGCUCUAAAUUUCAUCAAUUAGAACGAGAAAACUAUCUUAAACAUGCAAGUCAGAAUUUAAUUAGAAUUUCGCAAGCAAAGCACUGGAGCAAUGUUUUCAAUAGAAAGAAAUUAGAUAAAUAA